Messenger RNA from Silurus meridionalis, 1303 nucleotides. RefSeq names its product acyl-CoA desaturase 1-like. The transcript is spliced from 7 exons. The record is from RefSeq and is a predicted model, not a curated record. Gene Ontology annotation, cellular component: endoplasmic reticulum membrane. Gene Ontology annotation, biological process: unsaturated fatty acid biosynthetic process; response to fatty acid. The coding region runs from base 153 to 1151 and encodes 332 amino acids. NCBI's taxonomy places the organism in Eukaryota, Metazoa, Chordata, Actinopteri, Siluriformes, Siluridae. Gene Ontology annotation, molecular function: stearoyl-CoA 9-desaturase activity; iron ion binding; palmitoyl-CoA 9-desaturase activity.
GACCAAUCAGAGCGCGUCCUACGAGCACAACAACAAGAUAUUUAAAACUCCGCACGCACUCACGCGCUCUGCACUCAUUCAUCGCGCUUCUCGCGUUUCUUUUUCAUUCCCGCUGAAAUCUGCGUUUCUUUGCGACUCAUCAGUUGUGACGUAUGGAGCUGACAGAGAUGAAUGAUAGCUGUGCAGGAACACUCCGAGGUUCUACCGUCCUGGAAGAUGAGUGUGAUCUCAAACAAACGCCCACACACUCACACCCACAGCGUACAGAUGUUCCAAUGGUGUUUGUGUGGAGAAACGUGGUGCUGAUGAGUGUCCUUCACGCUUCGGCUGUGUACGCCCUUUUCCUCAUCCCUUCUGCUUCUGCAUACACACUGCUGUGGACUGUGUUUUGCUUUGUGUUCAGUGCACUGGGUAUAACUGCAGGAGCACACAGAUUGUGGAGUCACAGAUCAUAUAAAGCCUCUCUCCCUUUACGAAUCUUUCUCGCUGUUGCAAACUCCAUGGCCUUCCAGAAUGAUAUUUACGAGUGGUCCCGAGACCACCGUGUCCACCAUAAGUUUUCAGAGACAGACUCAGAUCCCCAUAACGCCUCUCGUGGAUUCUUCUUCUCUCACAUUGGCUGGCUGCUAGUGAGGAAACACCCCAAUGUCAUCAAGGACGGACAAAAACUGGACCUCAGUGACCUGAAGAAUGACAGAGUCGUCAUGUUCCAGAAAAGGUACUAUAAACAGUCUGUACUAGUGAUGUGCUUCCUGGUCCCAGCGAUGCUGCCAUGGUUCCUGUGGGAGGAGUCUCUGUGGAUUGCCUUUUUUGUACCUGGACUCCUCAGGUACACGCUGGUGCUAAAUGCCACCUGGUUAGUGAACAGUGCUGCCCACAUGUGGGGAAACCGGCCAUACGAUGCGAACAUCAACCCAAGGGAGAACCGUUUUGUCACCUUCAGUGCCAUUGGUGAAGGAUUUCAUAAUUACCAUCACACCUUCCCGUAUGAUUACGCCACCAGUGAGUUUGGCUGUAAGCUGAACCUUACCACCUGCUUCAUUGACCUCAUGCAUGUGGUGGGUUUGGCUAAAGACCGCCGCCGUGUCCCCACUGAACUUGUCAUGGCUCGUGCCAAACGCACCGGGGACGGAAGCCACAGGAACGGAUAAUGUGUUGCAGUGAUGUUCCUCUGAUCAUCUCUGGAUGAAGAUAAGACCUGGCGUAGUCACGCUGUACCAGGGGAAAAGAGAAUCACAUCAGAAGCUUUAAAUUCCCCCUUGCUGAAUAACAUGUUUUGUACAUUAAAAUUAGCUGAAUAUUG